AUGCUCCCGUCUAGUAACCCCCCCUGCCACGUGGCCCUCGCUGCCACUCUCGACGUGAUGACGCCAAAGGGCGGCUGUCUGACGUCACGCUGCGUCAGCUACACCAAGGGCAGACCACGGUACGCCUCUCUCUCGCCCUCUCCGCCUCUCUCUCGCCCUCUCCGCCUCUCUCUCGCCCUCCCCGCCCUCUCCGCCCUCCCCGCCCUCCCCGCCCUCUCCGCCCUCCCCGCCCUCCCCGCCCUCUCCGCCCUCCCCGCCCUCCCCGCCCUCUCCGCCCUCCCCGCCCUCCCUGCCCUCCCCGCCCUCCCCUUUCUCCCCUUUCUCCCCGCCCUCCUCACCCUCCCCGCCCUCCCCGCCCUCCCCGCCCUUCCCGCCCUCCCCGCCCUCUCUGCCCUCCCCGCCCUCCGCGUCGCACUUCCACUUGCCUCUCAUUCCGCUGCCCGUCCCUCCCCUUGUCUCCUCUCGUUCCGCCUUCACUCUUCCUGUUGGUUUUGGGGCGCCUCAGAAGCUGCCACAAACGAGAACGGCUGCUGCCAAACUUGCGCGCAGGCCGACAAGUGUGUCUUCUUCCACUACCAGCCGCCAACCGUUGCCGGCACCGCCGGGACCUGCAGGCUGCUUCCCAACCUGACGAAAUUCACCGUAGACAACACUAUAACGAGCGUCCCUCCGUCUUAUAUCGGAGGCAAAUGCAACCCGCUCGCGACAGUAAAAAACGACCCGCAUUUCGUGGGCGCGGAGGGCACGAGAUUUGAUUUCCACGGGGAUCUAAAUCGGUCCUUCUGCCUGCUGACUGACCGGGAUUUGCAUAUCAACAUGGGAAUCAAGGGGUAUGAGGAUCCGAGACUGGUCGUGGGCAGGAGGAGAGGAGGGAAGCGAAGACACAGACUGCCCAUACGGUCCUGGAUCAGGGAGCUCUACAUGACGUGGCGAGAUUCCAUUGGCUGGCAGCACUCGGUGUUCCUCAAGGCGCGGGAUGGCAAGGAGCAGCGGCGGGGGGAGAGAGGGUUCAUUGAGAGGAUGGAGCUUGAUGGCCAACUUGUUUCCCCUCCAACUCAGGUGGGGCAGGCAGUGCAUGGGGAGGGGCUCUUCCACAUGGUACUUCUAUCAACAGGGCCCUUGGGGGAUGGGAGGGACAGGGACACAUUCCUUGUGCGCGUGGGGGGAGUGGCAAGCAUGGAGCUCUCAUUGCAUGCCGCGCACCCGCUGCUGCAAACACCUGACGAGGCUCACACUCACUUCAACGUCCAUGUCAAGUACCUCAAUAACACAGGGGCAGUGCACGGUGUCCUGGGGCAGACUUUUCGAGGGGAAACUACCCGGUCUAAAAGGGCAGAGGAGUAUGGGCUUCUGACGAGGCUGCUGAGAGCGCCGAUACAAGCUGAUGGGGAGACAGGCCGAGGCUUUCUGGAUGGUGACGUGGAGGAUUAUGCCACGUCAGCAAUCGAUGCUGCUGACUGUGCAUUUGCCACGGCAUGGAAUGAGGCUCGGAAGAAGGUUCAGGAAGAGCUGGGGGAGGUUGGGGAGGAGCAGGGGGCUUCUGGAGAGGCUGAGGAGGAGGUUUGGAGGGAGUUUGAGGAGGCUCUUGAGGAAGUUCAGAAGGAGGCUCGGGGGGAGGCUUGGGAGGAGGUUCGGCAAGAAAUCAUGAAUAGUUUGCCAAUGGAGGGUAGAGAUCAGGGGUCUGAAGCAUAUAGAGACUUAGAAGCAGUGAGAAGGGUUGAGGGAGAUGGGGAGAAGAGGAAGCAGCAGCAGGAUAUCUUGACUGAAGAGAUGGAGGAAGAGCGAAAAGGAAGAGAAGCGAGAGGUUACAGGGAGGGCGUUAGGGAGAAUGGCAGUGGCGAGAUGUGGGGAAGGGAAUGGGAGAAGAGACUCAGCGGCUCAGCGGCUGAUGAGGAGAGUCUUACGAGGCUUAGCCGUCACAGAGAACAACUGGUUUAUGAAAUAUUUCAGUAA
Closterium sp. Naga37s-1 is the source of this 1953-nucleotide messenger RNA. The record is from the annotation of a GenBank genome assembly. NCBI's taxonomy places the organism in Eukaryota, Viridiplantae, Streptophyta, Zygnematophyceae, Desmidiales, Closteriaceae.